UCCAUAGCUGGGUGUCUCGCGCAUCCUCCAUAGCCGACUUCCUCAGCUCACCCAUUUGCCGACUUCCUCAUCUUUGUUUGCCGACUUCCUCCAUAGCUCACCCAUUUCCCACUGUCAUCUUUGUUUUCUCUCCCUUUUCCCGUUUUUCUCUCCAGUGAUUGUCCACAGCUGGGUGAAGACCACGGUCGGCUUCAACCGGGCCAACCUCUUCGAGGCCGACGUCGCAGACCUUAUCAAAGACGUCUCCACAGCUAGGUGGAGACCACCUUCGCCGUCAGCCGGGAUCAAAGACGUCUUCACAGGUGGGUGGAGACCACCAUUGCCGUGAACCGGGCCAACCUCCUCCAAGUCGACGUCUUGACCUCAUCAAAGAAGUCUCCCUCAAGGAGCGCGAGCUCAGGAUUGUGGGCGAGGUCAGUGCCAAGAUCCGAGUCUUAGACUUCAUUUCUCCCGAUGUCCAGGUUCUAAAUUUAAUGGUUUAAAAACCCGAAUUGAAGACGUAGCUGGAAGAAGAAGAAGAGGACGUGUAGUACUAAGGAAAAGAAAGCUGAGAAUGACACAAUUGUUUGUUACUCAAAAGGCGCUUGUAUCCUAAUUAUUUGGCGAGUUCUAUAUAAAGGGAAAAAAAUGAGCGAAUGCGAUGGUCUUGAAGUUAUUAGAAAUCCAAAGAGGCCUAUCGGCGCUUGGAUACAUUACUAUAACGAUCAAUUAGCCAUGAUGAAAGAGAAGGACAAAGGAGUGAAGAUAAAUGAUGAUUUGAGGAAACAAUUGGGCAAGAAGUGGAAUGCACUUUCAAAAGUAGAAAAAGAAAAUUUCAUGGCAAAGUCCAAAGAAAGUUCAAAACAAUAUUCACUUCAAAAGGGUGUGGUUCCAAAGUUAUAUCUUCAGACUCGAUGCUCCCCCGAGCGAGUUAUUAGAGUGAUUGAAAAUUUAGAACCAAAGCAAAAGGCAGCCAUAGAAGAAAUAGGAUUUGGUAGCCUCUUGCAACUUCGAUGUAGGAAAAUAGAUCAUGGGUUAUGUCUUUGGUUGAUAAAUAGUUUUAAUCCGAACACUUAUAUGUUACAGUUGUAUAAUACUUGUAUCAAAUUAUCCCCCAUUGAUGUUGAAUUUAUUAUGGGAUUGAGGGCAAGAGGGUUAAAGAUUGGCAUGAACAAAGAUGUUGGUCAUAAGAAUGAUUUAUGUAAAAAAUAUUGUGAUAAAAAAGGGCGAUUGCCAUUAGUGAUGUUAGAAAAUCAAAUUAGGGAGGAUAAAGAGGGUGGAAACGAUUUUAAAGUUCGUUUUGUAUUAUUUGUGUUGGGUGCAUUAUUGUGCCCAACAAUGAAGCUUUUUGUGAAUCGCUCUUUCUUACAUAUUGUGGAAGACAUCGAUUCAAUAAAGAAGAUGAAUUGGGCAGAAUUUGUGUUGUCCUAUCUUGUGCACGGGAUUGAAGAGUUUAAGAAGAAACAACAAAGUGGGGUUUGCGGUUGCUUAUUGUUUUUAAUGUUAUUCUACCACGAGCAUAUAUCCUUUGAAGAGAAAUUCCUACCGCUAUAUACUCGACCUUCUCCUCGGAUUACUGCUUGGGGAGAUGAUGAAGUCUUGGACAGGAAAUGAAGAUUGAAAAAACUUGGUGGAUAUGCAAAUGAGGAUCUCAAAAUAUGGGUGAUAGAAAAUGAGAUAAGGGAUUGCGUUGAUGGAAAUGCAACGACAAUGGCGAGUGAGAAUGAGGACGAUGAGAAAUUUGUAUCCAAUCUAAACAAAGAUGUUAUUAAACGAGUUGAUGGUGGGAAGUUAAUGGAGAUGGAUAAAACCUUUCAACAAUUAAAGACACAUCUACUUGAUAUGGCUUAUGGUGCAAGUAGUAGUAGUUGUGAUAAAAUUUUGGCUAAAUUUGAGGAGAAUUAUACUCAAGUGAAAGGUCUCUUCCU
Molecule: messenger RNA, 1907 nt
Organism: Vitis vinifera (wine grape)
Lineage: Eukaryota; Viridiplantae; Streptophyta; Magnoliopsida; Vitales; Vitaceae
Product: serine/threonine-protein phosphatase 7 long form homolog
Exons: 9
Coding region: 628-1593 (321 amino acids)
Source: RefSeq, a predicted model, not a curated record